Molecule: messenger RNA, 8169 nt
Organism: Pygocentrus nattereri (red-bellied piranha)
Lineage: Eukaryota; Metazoa; Chordata; Actinopteri; Characiformes; Serrasalmidae
Product: E3 ubiquitin-protein ligase HECW1
Exons: 29
Coding region: 225-5075 (1616 amino acids)
Biological process (GO): regulation of dendrite morphogenesis
Molecular function (GO): protein binding; ubiquitin-protein transferase activity
Source: RefSeq, a predicted model, not a curated record
GCGGGUGGGAAACAAAGCGUCCUUCGGUUGGUCUCUAUGGUUGUCGAGCAGAUGUUGAUGGAGCCGCGGCUAGUUAGCAUCGCGGAGUCCACUGGACCGCACGGGUGAAGAUGGGAGUGAAUAAACCAGAGAGUCACUCUUAGGAUGGUUGUCUCCGGGGACUAUGAUUCACAGGCAGGGUUUGCUCUCUCAGGAUUUGAUGUGCUUUGAGUUGCCGAGUCAUUAUGCUGCUGCACCUGUGUAAUGUUAAGAACCUCUACCAGAACCGGUUUCUGGGCCUGGCUGCCAUGGCCUCUCCAUCUCGGAGCUCCCAGAACCGGCGCCGGUGCAAGGAUGGGACACGCUUCAGUUACGCCGCCGAACCAUUCCCACCUAACCACACGCUGGAUGCCUUGACCCUGCCACGGUCCACCAGCGACCCGGACCUGGUGUCGUCUCACAGCCGCUCCACCCUCACCGUCAGCACCUCCCUCUACUGCAUUGGCCAGUCACAGGACAUCCUCAUCUGCUGGGACAUCAAAGAGGAAGUGGAUGCCGGAGACUGGAUCGGCAUGUACCUGAUUGAUGAGGUUCUUUCAGAGAACUUUCUGGACUACAAGAACCGUGGGGUAAAUGGAUCCCAUAAAGGGCAGAUUGUUUGGAAGAUCGAUGCCAGCUCAUACUUUGUUGAGUCUGAGACCAAGAUUUGUUUCAAGUAUUACCAUGGAGUGAGUGGAGCACUGAGAGCCACUACACCCUGUGUGACAGUCAAGAACGUUUCUGCCACUGUGUUGAAGCCUGUGGUGAGUCAGGAGGUCACUCAGAGUCUGGGGAACAGGCGACUCAUCAGCUUCUCCCUGUCAGAUAUUCAGGCAGUGGGGCUGAAGAAAGGAAUGUUCUUCAACCCUGAUCCGUAUUUGAAGAUUGCCAUCCAGCCUGGAAAGCACAGCAUCUUCCCUGCUCUACCCCACCACGGCCAAGAGAAGAGAUCUAGCAUCAUCUGUAACACCAUCAACCCUGUCUGGAAGAGAGAGAGGUUUAACUUUGUGUCCCUCCCCACGGAUGUUUUGGAGAUUGAGGUGAAAGACAAGUUUGCCAAGAGCAGGCCCAUCAUCAAACGCUUUCUGGGCAAGCUGUGUGUGCCUGUGCAGAGGUUGCUGGAGAAGCAUGCUAUCGGCGAUCGUGUGGUGAGCUACGCUCUGGGCCGCAGGCUGCCAACAGAUCAUGUCAGUGGACAGCUGCAGUUUCGAUUCGAGAUAACAUCCUCUAUUCAUCCAGAUGAUGAGGAAGUGUCUGCCAAUGUAGAGUCAGACUGCAUAGUGGCCCCUGAGCAGCAGGUGGUGGAGGAGCAGAACAUUGAACCAGCAACAGCAGCGACUUCUGACUUGGCUGCAGAGGAUAUGCUGAGCAUGGGGCCAGAUGGAUCUGAGCACCCUGAGGACAUUUGUCCGGAUAUGGAGACACAGAAUUCUUUGUCUGUUGCUUCCUCUGCCGAGCCUAGCAGUCCUCCCACUGCUGAUGUUCAGUCUGGGGUGGAGGAGCCAGAGGUUGCUAGAGAAGCAGAGGUGGCACCAGAAGAGGAAGAGUGCAGAGUAUGUGAGGAGGUAUCUAACACAAUUCAGCAACUGGCAUCAGAUCAGGAGCAAAACCUUGAGGAACCAGCUGAGGAACUGGGAGAGGUGCAGCAGGAAGGAACAGACAUUCUGGAGCCUCAUAGGGAUGAACCUGCUGAUCAUUUAUGCACAGGUGAAGAAACUAUUGGGGAGGUAGGAGAAGCCCCAGAGGUGGAAGGAGCUGCAGGCCUAGAACAGAUGGGAGUGAGAGAAGAAGGAGACAGCGAUAGUGCAGAAGAGCCCUGUUCUCCAAGAAUGAGAGCCAUGCUGAAGCGCAAGGCGAUGAAGCGUCGGCCCUGCUCCUUACCUGUGUCUGAGCUUGAGACAGUUAUCGCAUCGGCUUGCGCUGAACCUGAGACACCACGGUCGCACUACAUCCGUAUCCACCACCUGCUGCAUAGCCUACCUUCUGCCCAGCAGCAAUACAACAGCCAGGACGAUGAAGAGGCACUCGAUCUGGAAACUUCUGAGGAGCUCACGCUGAAAACUGCAGCUGACAAAGAUGAGGAGCUUGAGGAGAACGGAGAAGGAGUUUCUGAGGCUCAGUCUCCAUCCAUAGUGCAAGAAUGCCCUGGACCAUGCUGUCGAAGGACUUUGCCCCGUAGCCUUUCUAUUGAGCGGUUAUCUGAGCUCAACCAGCUGCUGGAUGGUGAAAGCCCCUCACCUCCCACCCCACGACGCCCAGACAGUGAGGAUGGGGAACUGGAUAGUGGCAGAGUGGGUCUAAGAGGCCCAAGAGAGAGCGAGUGUGAACUGUGCGACACCUCGUGUUACAGCACCUCCUGUUACAGCACGUCCUGCUACAGCACAUCCUGUUAUAGCAACUCGGGCAACGAAGGCCGCAAUCGUUUCUGCAGCCACACACGUCUGUCAUCUGUAGACAGCACACGGCUGUCGGAGAGCACCGUAUUUUCCUCACAGGAAGAAGAGGAGGAGGAGAACAGUGCAUUUGAGUCGGCACCGGACUCACAGAGCCCGGAUGUGAGGGAGCCAGGUGACGGAUCGCCCCACUGGAGGGAGGAGCAGGCUGAAGAGGGUCACAGAAGCAGAGAGCAGGGGGAUCAGUCUCCAGUGGCUGGACCCAGCGUCAGGGCUCCAGGCACUAGCCACUUGUCAUACAGUCAUCACUCAGUCAGACAGCUUCCUGCUUUGCAAGCCAACCCCAGCCAUUACCCAAGUGUUGAUGAAUCGUUGCCACCAAACUGGGAGGCGAGGAUAGACAGUCAUGGCCGUGUGUUCUAUGUGGACCAUGUGAACCGCACCACCACGUGGCAAAGGCCCAGCCACGCAGCGAAAUGCCCCGGCAUGCACAGAUCCAGCUCCAUCCAGCAGAUGGAGCAACUAAACAGGAGGUAUCAGAACGUCCAGAGGACCAUAGCCACUGAGGAAGAUUCCAGUGGACGAAGGCUGGAGGGCAAUGGCAGCACAGAGACAGAGAGUGACCUCCCACCUCAGCCAGCUGAUUUGAGGAGAGAAGGCUCCUCCUCUCCAUUGAGCAGUCAGAAGGUCACCCUGCUGCUGCAAUGUCCAGCAGUCAAGUUUGUCACCCACCCUGAAUUCUUCACCGUCCUCCAUGCCAACUAUGGGGCAUACCGUAUGUUUACCAACAGCACCUGCCUAAAACACAUGAUUCUGAAAAUUCGACGAGACGCACGCAACUUUGAGCGAUACCAGCAUAACCGCGACCUCGUCUCUUUCCUCAAUAAGUUUGCAGAGACUCAGCUGGAGCUUCCCCGGGGCUGGGAGAUCAAAACAGAUCCACAGGGAAAGUCAUUCUUUGUGGACCACAACAGUCGAGCCACCACCUUUAUUGAUCCCAGAAUUCCCUUUCAGAAUGGACGGCUGCCCAACCACCUCACACACAGGCAACAUCUACAGAGAUUGCGCAGCUACAGUGCUGGAGAGGCAUCUGAUGUGUCCCGCAGCAGAGGAGCAUCUCUCAUGGGCAGGCCUGGCAACAGCCUGGUAGCAGCCAUCAGGAGCCAAUACCAGCAUGACUCAGUGCCCUUAGCGUAUAAUGAAAAAAUUGUGGCUUUUCUUCGCCAGCCAAACAUCCUGGAAAUGUUGCAGGAGAGACAACCUAGUUUGGCCCGUAAUCACACACUCAGGGAGAAGAUCCAUUACAUCAGAACUGAGGGGCCACAAGGUGUAGAGAAGCUGUCUUGCGACGCAGACGUGGUUAUGUUGUUAAGCUUGUUUGAAGAGGAAAUCAUGUCAUACAUCCCCACUCAUCCAUUCCUCCCAAGCCUCAACUUCUCCCCACGAUGCUCUCCUGGAUCCUCACCGCAGAACUCACCAGGGCUGCAGAGAGCCAGAGCGCCUGCACCAUACCGCAGAGACUUUGAAGCCAAACUGCGCAAUUUCUACAGGAAGCUUGAAGCCAAGGGCUAUGGCCAGGGGCCAGGAAAAAUCAAGCUGAUCAUCAGAAGAGAACAUCUGUUAGAAGGCACUUUCAACCAGGUGAUGGCCUACUCGCGCAAAGAGCUCCAGCGGAACAAGCUCUACGUUACAUUUAUGGGAGAAGAAGGUCUGGACUACAGUGGGCCUUCGCGGGAGUUCUUCUUCUUGCUGUCUCAGGAGCUGUUUAAUCCCUACUACGGCCUGUUUGAAUACUCAGCCAACGACACCUACACUGUUCAGAUUAGCCCCAUGUCUGCCUUUGUAGAGAACCAUUUAGAAUGGUUCCGGUUUAGUGGGCGUAUUCUGGGUCUGGCACUGAUUCAUCAGUAUCUGCUGGAUGCGUUCUUCACUCGGCCAUUCUACAAAGCCCUGCUUCGACUGGUGACUGAUCUGAGUGAUUUAGAGUAUCUGGAUGAGGAGUUCCACCAGAGCCUCCAGUGGAUGAAGGACAAUGACAUCACUGACAUUCUUGAGCUGACCUUCACUGUUAAUGAGGAGGUCUUUGGACAGGUGACAGAGAGGGAGCUUAAGUCUGGUGGAUCCAACAUUCAGGUGACUGAGAAGAAUAAGAAGGAGUACAUUGAGCGAAUGGCCAAGUGGAGGGUGGAAAGAGGGGUGGUGCAACAGACGGAAGCAUUGGUUCGGGGUUUCUAUGAGGUGGUUGACUCACGUCUGGUGUCAGUUUUUGAUGCUCGGGAGCUUGAGCUGGUCAUUGCGGGGACAGCAGAGAUCGACUUGAAUGACUGGAGGUCCAAUACAGAGUACAGAGGAGGCUACCAUGAUGGACACAUAGUGAUCCGGUGGUUCUGGGGGGCUGUGGAGCGCUUUAAUAACGAGCAGAGACUGAGGCUGCUGCAGUUUGUGACAGGCACGUCCAGUGUGCCAUAUGAGGGCUUCGCAGCUUUACGUGGAAGCAAUGGCCUGCGUCGGUUCUGCAUUGAGAAAUGGGGGAAGAUCACCUCACUACCCAGGGCUCACACAUGCUUUAACCGCCUGGAUUUGCCUCCAUAUCCUUCAUACACCAUGCUGUAUGAGAAACUACUGAUCGCUGUGGAGGAGACCAGUACUUUUGGUCUGGAGUAAAGGAAUUCUGGGACAUCCAAGUUUUUUUUUUCUUUCUUACUUGUAAUUUAAUUUUCAGUGACCCUAUCCUCUUAAGAGACUACUGUUUUUAUCUAAAUGCAUCUGAGGUUUCAUCUGAGAGUAUGUGAAGUUUUGUUUGAGAUGAAUUGAAAUUGCAUGAAACAGCUAAUAGUUAUAUUGUACAUAUUGUACUACUAUAGGGUUGGGGAAGGAAAAAACUAAGAUGUGUAGUGAAAACCUGCAUCCAGCCUAAUGUGUUUCAGCUCACUGACUGUUCCCUUGCUAAUGUUCAUCUGCUGUGCCAUGUUACCAAUGAGGCAUUGCCCAUUUUCCUGAUGCGCUGUCAUUAUGCAUGGGGUACAAAUCCCACAUGGCAUACAGUUCACCUGUGGCCUGCAGUUUAAUAAGAAGGACAUGUUAGUUUUAUUGCCAAAGCUCUGUGAACAUUCAUUCUUAAAGUGUGCUCUCUGUUGAGUGCAAAAUAUCACCAAUGGCCAACAGUGGAGAUAAAGCAAGUACUUUGAUGUGCCUCCCUGAAAUUAUGGGGCAGUUUAAGUAUAGCUUGUCAUAUAUACGUGAUAUUGUGUCUCAUAAGUGCUGUACACACAGUCACUGUGACCCUAAUGAUAAUCAGAGCCCAAUGCUAGCAGGUGUUUUUCCACCUCACAGUCAAACUUACUCGAAUGGGGACCAACUGAAUUGAAGGUUCUAGUUCUAGUUUAUUUUAUCCACCUGUAUAAGAGACAGCAGGAACGGUCAUAAUAACCACUCUAAAGUGUCUAAUUUGGAUAAUUAACUACCUUGUUUGGUAGUUAGCUUAACUUAUUGGCUGCUUUUACAGAAUUGUGUGCAGAAUCGGGCGAAGAUCGAGUGGAAAAAAAAGAAAAGCAAAGCCUCCUUUGGCUGCUAGCACAAAUGCUAAUAUAGUUAGCGUUAGCUUCUUAGCUUAUGUCUCCAAAUUCUUCACAAAGUAAUAAUUCUAAAAGUAGCAAUUGACACACCACUCUAGUUUCUAUUUGUGCACUUAUUGGUCACGUAAUAGUGCUUGGUGACUUUUUCUUUACCUGGAGGCGUAAGGAAUUUGCUAAAGUACUGCUGGAUUUAGCUUCAUGUGUUACCAAACACAGAGGAGAACACCCUCGAGUACGGUUAUGUCCUGUUGGUACUAAUAUUCAUCAGAUAUGAAAAACUGGAACUUUCGGUAGGCUAAAAGUCCAGUGAUAAAAACAGUCAGGUUUCUGGUGAAAAAGGUUCCAUGCAGUGGAAAACCACCCUAACUAUUCACAUUUCCUGAGUUACUCAAGUGCUCAAGUACAAUUUUGACAGAUUUCUGCUUUCAAAUUCGAGGUAACAGUGUUUUCACUCGAGUGUGAGUUUAGGCUACUCUACGCUGCAGCCUCCUGAGUCUCUGCUGUCUCAGUGUUCUAGUAGAGAACAUGCAGAGAGUCUGUUGAGCCAGGUGAUGUAAGCGAAUUUACAGUAUACUCAGAUUAGCAGCUCAAACGCUAAUCUCCUCACAAUGCUCUGUAGACACAGCCUGAUUCCAGCUCCAAAAUAACACUGUAGUUGUUUUCACAGCCGCUGUUUUGGGAGAUCAGGGAUGCCCCUCAGAAAAUACACAGUGGAAGGCAUGAGGUUAAGCUAUAGUUCAUACCCUUCAUUCUGUACCCAAUCAGGUAACUGCAUCUUUCCCAACUUAUUUUCCUUCUUGAAACUGAUGCCAAUGCCCUGAAGAUCACUAUAAUUGGACAUUGUACAUUCAUAUUUAUUUGUACAUUUAUUUAUUUGAUACAUUAUCGAGAUCACAGAAACAUCCAUAUUACCCACUGCAGAGGCUGAAAACUAGGCAAUUAUUAUCAUUUGCGAUAUGACCUUGAAACUAAUCAAGCCUCUGCUAUUUAUCUGUAAGUAUGUAUGCCUAAUGCAGAUAUUAAUGUAAUUAUUUUUGUAGGUCACAUAUAUUUUCUAUGGUUUAUUGGAAGGCUACUGUAAUGUGUUGAUUGAUUUCUUUAACCAAGUGAUUCUUUUUAUUUGGAUUGACAUUGUUAGAAUGCCCGACUAUGAUGUGGUGUUUAUCAUUAUUUAUAAUAUUUUCUAUGAUUUGGAAAUGCCUUGUUUGUGUACAGUUAUUUGUAUACACAGUAACGUUGUUGUUAUUUUGAAGAGGCCAUUAAUGGAGAAAACACACUUAAUACUGUUAUACUUAUUGCCCAUGUCAGUUUUUCCUAACUCCAGUCCUGUAGGCCAGGCCCAUACUGUGCAAUGUGAGUGUUUUGUCUGCACCUGAGUCAUAGGAUUAGCUAAUUGUAACUGUAUAACGCAGGUGGACUACAGAUCUGAGGUUGGGAAACGCUGAUCUAAUCCCAUAAUGCACUGAAUUAUUCCAAUAUGUAACCGCGCUGAAGUACCCAAACUGUAUUCAAGUGAGAUCUUUAUAAAUGAACUUUGACGAGCUUGCUUAUGCUUACUCUGUGUUCACAAGCAGUUUGUUUCACUCUGCAUCUUUGAUUUGGUUGGUAUGAUUGUGGUUUCUUUAACGUGCUUUGCACCGACACUGUCCAGACCUGGAAUAGCUUUCAGCUUCCGCAUGUUAGAAUGAAUAAUGGACCGUUUCAUGUAAAGAACAUUUUGCCUAUUUCUAUUCCAUUCCAUCUUUAGCUUGUAUCGCAGCAUAAUAGAAAGAAUGAAGUGCAUUUACACGUGAGCAUGUUUGAAUAACAAGAGAAAUCAGGUUUAAAGGCCAGUUUAGCAUCUGAUGCACCUUAAAACACUGUGCUUAAUUUUGAAUUAUGUCACAUUAGUUCAUUUGCAGUUUCAGCUUUUUACUUCUCUUUGUAUAUGCGUUAAAUAUAUGUUUGCUAAAAAUGUUUCUUAAAUGAUUUUUAGAAGUCCCCUCGGGCCUAGUACUCCAAUACGUAUGUGCCACUAAUUUCAUGCUGUUUGCUCUUUUUGUUUUGUCCUCCUCAGACUGUUACCACAGUAUUCCUGAGAGACAUUUUAGCCUCACAGUGUCCCAGUGCUUUCACUUCCAUUAUAUCUCUGUACAUGGACUGUGAAUAAAGACUUGUUUGUAAAACGCAUUGCUGGAUGAAAA